AUGCAGUAGCUCAACAUCACCCCGGAGCAGUUCUCCCGGCUGCUGCGGGACUACAACCCGACACGGGCGCAGUUCAUCGCGCUGUACGGGCUGCGGCCGCUGGUCUACACCCCGCAGCUGCCUGGGCGCGCCAAGCUGGCCUUCGUGCUCACCGGCGUGCUCAUCUUCGUCCUGGCGCUCUUUGGCAACGCGCUGGUGGUCUACGUGGUGACCCUCAGCGAGGCCAUGCGCACCGUCACCAACAUCUUCACCUGCUCCUUGGCGCUCAGCGACCUGCCCAUCUCCUUCUGCAUCCUGGUCACUAUGCUCGAGAACAUCUUCAACAACUGGUUGGGGGAAUUAAGCACAGAUGUAUUUGGCUUUGCCGAGUUGUAUUCUGAUGAUUUUAACGUUUUUGCACAUAUGGUCUUGCUGGUGGCAGUCAUCAUAGGCUCCCCCAUGUGGCAUGUGCAACGACUUGAGAUUAAGUGUAACUUCUUAUAUGAAAAAGAACACAUCUGCUGCUUGGAAGAGUGGACCAGCCCUGGGCACCAGAAAAUCUAUACUACCUUCAUCCUUGUCAUCCUCUUCCUCCUGCCUCUUAUGGUGAUGCUUAUCCUGUACAGUAAGAUCGGCUAUGAACUUUGGAUAAAGAAAAGAGUGGGGGAUGGCUCAGUGCUUCAAACUAUUCAUGGAAAAGAAAUGUCAAAAAUUGCCAGGUCUGUUUAA
Molecule: messenger RNA, 708 nt
Organism: Globicephala melas (long-finned pilot whale)
Lineage: Eukaryota; Metazoa; Chordata; Mammalia; Artiodactyla; Delphinidae
Gene: QRFPR
Product: pyroglutamylated RFamide peptide receptor
Biological process (GO): G protein-coupled receptor signaling pathway
Cellular component (GO): plasma membrane
Molecular function (GO): G protein-coupled receptor activity
Source: RefSeq, a predicted model, not a curated record